AUGAACGCACACCUCGUGCUUUGCCGUCAGUUGAACAAGUACUCAUCAUCUCCAAAUAUGCAGUAUGACUAUGACAUUAUUUUGACUGGUGGAGGUGGGGUCCUAGCAGCAUUGACGGCCGCUCGGAUUGCCAAACAAGGCUAUCGGGAAGGAGAUCAGCUUGUCGUCUACACGUUUGGUGAGCCUCGUAUCGGUGAUGUCGACUUCGCUUCAAACUUUGACAGUAUGAUACCUCUAAGGUAUCCAACCUCUAUGGAACCAGAUUCGGAGUACAUGGAAUGUCUAGGUGUACCCAAAGGAGAAGAUUUUGCGUGUGCCAAUAAAAACAAGUUUUAUUACCGCCGGCCGUCCAGCUAUCUAUGGGAUCAUCGACACUAUUUUCCAGUUAGGGUGGCUAAAUACGGCCAAGCAGGUUGCGACAUCACUCAAGCAAGAAAUAAAGUAGGCACAUUCGACAAGUUGGAUAUUCCGCUUUACUGA
Messenger RNA from Angiostrongylus costaricensis, 480 nucleotides. The record is from the annotation of a GenBank genome assembly. Lineage: Eukaryota; Metazoa; Nematoda; Chromadorea; Rhabditida; Metastrongylidae.